GAGGAGCAUGGACAGCCGAUUUACUGUGUGAGCUUCAAUUUUUACAGGGAGGGUUGUCAGAAUGUGUUCGCAUCCUGUGGCAGCAAUGGGGCAACCAUUUACAGAUGCCUUGAAGGGGGUGCAGUAGAAAUCCUUCAAGCAUACAUCGACGAGGAUGUCCAGGAGGAAUUCUUUGCAUGCAAGUGGUCUGUCGAUCCAGACACUGGGGACCCGUUGCUGUUGAUAGCUGGCAAGAAAGGCUUGCUGAAGAUCCUCAACUGCGCCACGCAGAAGUUGGAAUGGGCGGCUGAAGGACACGGUGAUGCUAUCAAUGACAUCUCUAUUCACCCAAUGAGGCCCAGCCUGGUGCUUACAGCGAGCAGGGACUCAUCACUGCGGCUGUGGAAUACAAAAACGAAGGUCUGUGUGCUCAUCAUGAACGGCGAUGGGGGGCACCGCAAUGAGGUCCUCAGCAUUGACUUCAAUCCUGUGGAUGGCAAUCAGUUUGUGUCAUGCGGCAUGGACAACACUGUGAAGAUCUGGAACCUUGAAGGCAGGAGGAUGCUGAAGCACGUUGAAAAGUCCUUUGACUAUACCGGCGAGGAUGGGAUUGCUUUUGACACCAAGUUUCUGGCUUGCCCAAAAGCUCAUGUUGUGCAGGUGCACUACAAUUAUGUGGACUGUGUGCGAUUUAUUGGGGACCUGAUACUGUCCAAGAGUGUGGAUGAGCGCAUCUACUUGUGGCGCCCGGAUAUCAGCUUGGAUGAGCCCGUUGAUGUCAAGGGCCACAUCCACUACGAAUUGGAGCUAGAGGACUGCGCGCAUGUCUGGUUCGUGCGAUUUGCGCUGGACAGGCAAUGCAGGACGCUCGCAUGCGGCACAACCACCGGCAUGGUCCUGGUUUGGGACCCCCACACUCUGUCCCCCCGCCCCAAGGCCAGGCUCAAGCGCACCCCUGGCUCCAAGACUACGGUUCGGCAGACUGCAAUCUCUGCUGAUGGAGACAUAAUUGUCAGCUGCUGUGAUGAUGGCACCAUCUGGCGCUUUGACCUUGUUCCAAAGGAGAGCCUCAGCGCUGCAGCCAAAUCCAAGCAAGCCAAUGGUGUAUCAAAGAAGUGA
This is a messenger RNA of Coccomyxa subellipsoidea C-169, 1098 nucleotides long. Its product is annotated as fertilization-independent endosperm protein 2. Gene Ontology annotation, biological process: negative regulation of transcription by RNA polymerase II. Gene Ontology annotation, cellular component: ESC/E(Z) complex. The annotation marks the transcript as partial. NCBI's taxonomy places the organism in Eukaryota, Viridiplantae, Chlorophyta, Trebouxiophyceae, Coccomyxaceae. Gene Ontology annotation, molecular function: nucleosome binding; protein binding. The record is from RefSeq and is a predicted model, not a curated record. The transcript has 10 exons.